Messenger RNA from Prorocentrum cordatum, 263 nucleotides. The record is from the annotation of a GenBank genome assembly. NCBI's taxonomy places the organism in Eukaryota, Dinophyceae, Prorocentrales, Prorocentraceae.
CGGCCCGCGGCCCCGCCUACAGCCUCGCCUCCGGCUUCGCCUACAGCUUCGCCGACGCCGACAGACUCGCCGACGGCUGGCGGCCCGCCGGCGCCGCCGCGGCGCGCGGCGGGACUGUGCGCGAGAUCGACCAGCAGACGGCCGGCCGCCGAACAGAGCGCCGGCAGCGGCGCGGCCCUGCCCGACCUCUCGGGGCGCGGGCCGCGCUGGCGCGCCGACAGAAGGCCGGCGCAGCCACUGAGGGCGGCGCCGGCAGCGGCGAG